This is a messenger RNA of Aphidius gifuensis, 4464 nucleotides long. It is a transcript of the gene bsk, whose product is annotated as stress-activated protein kinase JNK. Gene Ontology annotation, biological process: JNK cascade; protein phosphorylation. The transcript is spliced from 9 exons. The record is from RefSeq and is a predicted model, not a curated record. The coding region runs from base 935 to 2110 and encodes 391 amino acids. Lineage: Eukaryota; Metazoa; Arthropoda; Insecta; Hymenoptera; Braconidae. Gene Ontology annotation, molecular function: JUN kinase activity; ATP binding. Gene Ontology annotation, cellular component: nucleus; cytoplasm.
AAUUGUGUACGGUGUACUCUCUGGCGCACUAGAGAGAGAGUUGCCAAUCUCAAAUAUCGAAUAUAUUUAGGGGUGACAAAAGAGAGAGAUAGAGAGAAAAAAGAGAAAAAAAAAAAUGAGAAUCCAUGUUGCCGUCGUUAUCGUUGUCCGGCUGGUGGAAUGACGUCAUCGAAUGUUGGUGCGAGUGCCGAGUGGUUUUCAUGUACACUUGUUUUUUCCAUCAUUAUUAACGUUACAAUAAUCAUGUUUUUAUGAUAAAAUUGUGUCAAUUUUUAAUUGUUUAUACAUUUAUUUAUUUAUUAAAAUAAUAAUAUUAAUAACACCAAUAAUAAUAACAACAACAACAAUAACAAUAAUUGAGUGAUACAUUUGUUUUGUUUUUUUCAUUAAAGCCACAUAGAUCACACAAAAUAUUUCAUGUCAAAUUAUAAAAUUUGAUAAUUUAUUAUUAUUAUUAUAUUUUUAUUUUAUUGUCAUUAUUUUCAACGUUUAUCAAGUGAUUUAAAUAUUGAUUUUUCUUUUUUUUUUUUUGUUAUUUUUAUUUCGGAGUGAAAAUAUAUUUAAUGAUAUUUGUUGUUUUACAAGGAAAACGAAUUUCAUUGUUUAAAUUUUCUGGUUGAAAAAAUAAAGAAAAAAAAAGUGAAUUUAAGUGACGUCUUUCCUUUAUUUUCAUCUUCAAGUUAUCGACAAGUCUAAAAUCACAAAACACCAUCAAUAAUGCCUGCCUAUUUUUAUUUAUGACAAAUUUAUAUAAUACAUCAUCUUGAAGAGAAAAAAACAAGCAGUCUCAUUGGUAGAGGUGAAGGACAACAAGAUUUUUGUUGUUUAACAGCUGAUAAAGUAAAAUAAAUUAUCAAGCAAAAGACUGGAGUCACAGGUAGAUAAUCAAGUGCCAGUUAAAAUAAGGGCACAAGAUAAACAAUCACUUAGGCGUAUGCCUUAUCUUGGUCCUGAUAUGACAACCCGACUGUCCGCCAUGUUUUACACGGUUGAGGUCGGGGACACUAGAUUUACAAUAUUAAAAAGAUAUCAAAAUUUAAAACCAAUUGGAUCUGGUGCACAGGGAAUUGUAUGUGCUGCAUAUGACACAAUAACAGCACAAAAUGUUGCUAUUAAAAAAUUAUCAAGACCAUUUCAAAAUGUAACACAUGCUAAAAGAGCAUACAGAGAAUUUAAAUUAAUGAAACUUGUUAAUCAUAAAAAUAUAAUUGGUUUAUUAAAUGCAUUUACACCACAACGUACAUUACAUGAAUUUCAAGAUGUUUAUUUGGUUAUGGAAUUGAUGGAUGCUAAUCUAUGUCAAGUCAUUCAAAUGGAUCUUGAUCAUGAAAGAAUGUCAUAUUUAUUAUAUCAAAUGCUUUGUGGUAUAAAACAUCUUCAUUCUGCUGGUAUUAUUCAUCGAGAUUUAAAACCAAGUAACAUUGUUGUCAAGUCAGAUUGUACACUUAAAAUACUUGAUUUUGGAUUGGCAAGAACUGCUGGUACAACAUUUAUGAUGACACCAUAUGUUGUAACACGUUAUUAUAGAGCACCAGAAGUUAUUCUUGGUAUGGGAUACAAAGAAAAUGUUGAUAUAUGGUCAGUUGGUUGUAUUAUGGGUGAAAUGAUACGAGGUGGAGUAUUAUUUCCUGGUACUGAUCACAUUGAUCAAUGGAAUAAAAUUAUUGAACAAUUGGGAACACCAGCACAAGAAUUUAUGCAACGAUUGCAACCAACAGUUAGAAAUUAUGUUGAGAAUAGACCUCGUUAUCCAGGUUAUCCAUUUGAAAAACUAUUUCCUGAUAUAUUAUUUCCAACAGAUUCUUCAGAGCACAAUAGAUUAAAAGCGAGUCAAGCGAGAGAUUUGUUGUCACGUAUGCUAGUCAUUGAUCCAGAACGACGUAUUUCGGUCGAUGAUGCUUUACUGCACAAUUACAUAAAUGUCUGGUAUGAUGAGGGUGAAGUAAAUGCUCCUGCACCAGGACCAUAUGAUCACAGUGUAGAUGAACGAGAACACACUGUAGAUCAAUGGAAAGAACUUAUUUAUCAAGAAGUUAUGGAAUAUGAAACAAGUCAUAAUCCAGUUGCAUCUACCCAAUCAUCUGUUGAAACAGUUGCUGGAUCGCGGUAGAAAUGUUAUAAUUAAUUUAAAAAUACACUAAAAUCACAUACACUAAAAGCCAAAAAAAAAAAAAAAAAAAAGGAAAAGAAAUAAAUAAAUGUCUAACUACAUACUUUAAAUCUUAAUUUUUUUUUUUUCUUUUUCUGUAUUAUUAAAGAAUUAUGAAUCAUGUAUUGAGAAAAAAAAAAAAAAAAAAAGAAAAACAACAAAAAAAAGCAGCUGUAUUAUUUGGACAAUCACAUUUAAUUUCUAAAUUAAUUAUUUAAAGAAAUUCAUAGAUCCCGACUGCCGAAAUAUAAAAAGUUGCACUGCUUUUAAUUGUACCCUUUAUUAAAUGCUUCUUCUUCUUCUUCAAUAAUUCUAAUAUUAAUAAUAAUAAUAAUCAUAUAAUAAUAAUAAAAUAAAGACGUAAUCAUUAUAACAGAUCGUCAUGAAAAAAUAAUAUAAAGUUGAUACAUAAAAGCAACGGUAAAAAAAAAAGAAAAAAAAAGACAAAAUUUUUAAUAAAUAAUUAAUAAAAUACCAGGCCAUAAAGUCGGUGGUAAGGCAAUAUUUUUUUGUUUUUCAUUUAAUAGUAAUAAUUAAUUCUAAAUAAUACAAAAAACUCCGAUGUAGUUUUGCGUUAUAAAUAAAUAAAUAAAUAAUAAAUUUGUACAGAUAAUAAUAAUGGCAAUUGCAUUGAUAAUAAAUGCUUAACAUUUUCAUAUAUUUUCUGGUUUAUUUUUUUAUAUUUUUAUUUUGUUUUUUUUUUUCGCUAAAAGUCAAGCCUCACGUGUAAAUUACAACCCUUGAAUCAUUAAUAGUAAUAAUAAUAAAAAAUAUAAUAAUUAAUAAACCUAAAAACAAUAAUAAUGAUGAUAAUAAUGAAAAAAAAGAAAAAACGAUUUGAGAUGAAAUCAUUGUAUUUAUUAUGAGUUAAUAAAGUAUUAGCAAAUGAAAAAAAAUUUAAAUUAAUAAAAACAAAAAGGAUUAAAAAAUAAAAAUAAAAAAAGAGUCAGUUGAUAAAAUAAUUAUAGAUAUACGAUUAAUAGAAAUAAUAAUAAUAAUAAAAACAAAGAAGAAGAAAAAAAAAUAAAUAAUUUGUAAAACGUGUUGAGCUAUUGUUUUAUACAUAGCAAUGAAUAAUAAUAAUUAUUAUUACUACAGUCCGAUCCAAAUAAUAAUCAAGCUUUUGUAAUAGUAUAUAUAUUAUAAUAAAUUAAGUAAUUAUUAUUAUUAUAUAAUUAAAUUUGUUAUGUAUAUACAUAACACAUAAGAAUUAUCAUAAUAAUAAAUGAUGUCAUGAUGAUUGAUGAGCAUGUUGUAUGUAAAAAAAAAUAUUUCAUAUGAAACAGUGAAGAAAAAUAAAAGUUAAAAAUAAUUACAAUUACCGGUUAAUACUAUAAUGACUAAUAAAUUAAUUGAAAAUUAUUUUUCAAUUAUUAAAAUGAAUAUAAAAAAUACUAUAAAAAUGGCAAUCAUUCAAUGAUAUUAUCAAUAUCAAAUUGUUUAAUAAUUAUUUCAUGCAAUUGUUGAGUGAUAAAAUUUAAUUAUUAUUAUUAUUAACAUGUUGUUAUUAUUUUUUUUUGUUUUUAUUUUUAAUUUAAAAUAAAAGUCACUAAUACAAAGCUGUAUAUUGGACAGGGUAAAUUAAUGAAAAUCAGUUGAAACUAGAUACUGUAUCCAAAAAAAUAAAUAUAAAUUAUUUCCACUUUCGAAUUUGCUCCUUUUACUCAGGCUCUAAAAAAGACUUGAUCAUAAAAUAAUCCUAAAUAAUUAUUAAAUGUAAUUAUAUUAUAAUUUAAAAUUAAAAUUAAUUAAUUAUGUCAGUAUAUUUUUUAAGUAAUGAAUGAGUAAACUUUUUUUUUUGUUUUCAUUAUGUUUAUAUUUUUUUUGAGUAUAAAUACUGACAUGAAAGUUUAUAAAGAAUGAAAUAAUUUAAAAAACCCAUACUCAAUUACACAAACAACAUAAUAAUAAUAUUAUUAAUUAUAAUAAUGAAUUAAUAAUAAUAAAUAUUAGUUUGUAAUGGUAAUUGAUUGAUAUUAUUCAGAGAAAAAGAGAGUAGUUGAUUUAUUUUAGAAAUAAUAAUGACAAUUUGAUAAAAAAAACAUAAAUUUGUUGGAGAAUUAAGUCAAAUGAUGAUGAUUGAUGUUGAUGAUACUGCUUUCGACUGUGAAUGAAUGAAUUGAGUUUGAAUUAUGAUGAAAACUGUGAAAUUAGUCAACUGGUAGUUUAAAUUGAUAAUAUAAUAAUAAUUAUUGUUUUUAAUAAAUAAAGAAAAAAUAAUUUGAGUGAUAUAAUUAUGUGAAUUCAAGAAUAAUAAUAAAAAAAAAAAACUUGAAUGAUUUAAUUAUAAAUAAAAAAUAAUUAAUUUCAUUGCA